Acaulospora morrowiae is the source of this 121-nucleotide messenger RNA. Lineage: Eukaryota; Fungi; Glomeromycota; Glomeromycetes; Diversisporales; Acaulosporaceae. The record is from the annotation of a GenBank genome assembly.
GGGUUUCACGCUCUUAAUCCCAAUGUGUGCAAAAUAUUAUUGCAUAUCCGUUUCGCCAAAGAUGAGCAACUAGGGUUGAUUGGAUCACCAACCAGAAACGUGAAAUGGGUGGACACCGGUG